AUGGCGGGUAUCUUUCGAACGAUAUAUGACUGGCUCCUGAGGAUGUUCUGGGCGACGGAGAUGGAUGUCACGAUGAUCGGACUUCAAAAUGCUGGAAAGUCCUCACUGUUGCGCGUGCUUGCGGGAGGUGAAUUCACUGUAGACUCUAUCCCGACCAUCGGUUUCAACACAAAACGUGUUCAAAAGGGCCAUGUGACCUUGAAAUGCUGGGAUCUGGGGGGCCAGCCGCGAUUCCGACCCAUGUGGGAGCGAUACUGCCGCGGAGUCAACGCAAUCGUUUAUAUUGUGGAUGCGGCAGAUCGAGCUGCUCUGCCGGUCGCUACGGAGGAGCUGCACGAUUUAAUGGGAAAGCCCUCUUUCGAUGGUAUUCCAUUGCUGGUUCUCGGGAACAAGAGUGACCUUCCUGAGAAACUAUCGGUCGAUGAACUCAUCGACAUGAUGGAUCUUAAGUCCAUCACUCGGCGCGAAGUCAGUUGCUAUGGAAUCAGCGCCAAGGAGGAGACAAAUCUCGACGCUGUCUUACACUGGUUGAUAGCCAGGGCCAGCCGAUGA
Messenger RNA from Aspergillus clavatus NRRL 1, 552 nucleotides. RefSeq names its product ADP-ribosylation factor-like protein. Gene Ontology annotation, cellular component: lysosomal membrane. Lineage: Eukaryota; Fungi; Ascomycota; Eurotiomycetes; Eurotiales; Aspergillaceae. Bases 1 to 552 code for a protein of 183 amino acids. Gene Ontology annotation, molecular function: GTPase activity; GTP binding. Gene Ontology annotation, biological process: protein transport. The transcript is spliced from 6 exons. The record is from RefSeq and is a predicted model, not a curated record.